AGAAAACAAAGGGAAAAGGGGAAGUUUAGCUGACUUUCUAACAGAUGUAGGAACAUUAAAAACAUAACAUGAUUAACAGUGAAUAAAAAGACAAUUAAUACUGUAGGUGACGAUGAAAUAUAGUAAAGUUUCUGGGUAAAAGCAAAGAUAAGAUAGGUUAAACACAAAUAUUUCAAAUAAAAUGGAAAGGAAAAUGAACAUUUAUUAAAUAGAAGUCUUAAAUGUGACAAAUCAUGAAGAAUAUGAUAAGAAACAACCAUACAACUAGAUGUAACUACUUUUUUUGAACCAGUGUGCCAGUGUGCUGUACGUUUAUAAAGCAUUUAGUUAAUUAAUUGUUUAGCUUUUCAUACAAACAAUUGUUUACCCAACAGUCAUCCAUGAUAUACUGUUAAAUUCACAAGCUGAAUUUUAUUUCUUGGUAAAUAGAAUAAUGUAUAUACAUAUGUAUCAAGAAAUAUGUAAAAUUCAGCAGAUAUCGCACAUGUUAUUAUAUUAUUACUGUACUGCAAAUAAAGUGCAACCAGAGAAUGAGUUGGCAUUCAGGAAACAGGAGUUCAGCGUAAACUCAUCUGAGAGGAGAACAGGUUCAACAGGCUGUGAUGUCACAACUGUCACAAUCAUGGUACGUGUUUCCUCCUGCCAGCCGAGCUUCCUCAUUUGUCCAAGCAUCCUGUUUGACUGGAUGAUCUGCUGAUGGACCCCCCGACGUAUGAGGAGGCCGGUCUCUACCCUUCUGCUUUUGGCAUAGAAGAAUUCAACACCCCCCCUCCCCCCUCCUACGACGCCUCCUUCUCCUCCCCCUCGACACCUCCUCCCACCUAUGGAGAGGCAGUUACCGUCCUGCCAGAUCGAUUUCCUAUCCUGACGCCUCCCACUGUGCCAACUGCUGUGACGUCACCUGGAAUCGUAACCCAUCCAACGACACACAUUGGUGUCACACCGCCAGUUGUAGCGUCCCAGCCACAGUCCACAACAAGUGCCUCACUGUCACAUCUGAGAGACGUCCCUGCUGAGGUACGCUGUCCACACUGCCAAAACAACGUCACCACCAAAGUCACAUACCAGCCUGGGAGGGCCGCCUGGUGCACGUGCAUACUUCUCACAUCGAUAGGGUUGAUUUGUGGUUUCUGUCUUAUUCCGCUCAUGGCUCGUGGGCUACAAGACGCUCAUCACUCCUGCCCGCAGUGUGGAAAGCAUCUGCACAAACACACAAGAUGACACUGUCAGGAUUAAGCCCCCUAAAGUGACUGCCUAAGAUCUUAUAAUUUACCUAGUUUUGCAACAAAAUGGCUAAAUACACUGCUUGACAUGAGUGGAAAAGGAAACAUAGUGUAUUUAGCAAUAUUUAUAAAAAAUUUUCUAUAAUAUAUUGAUCUUACAGGUGGACAUUGAAGUAGUGGAUUAC
Messenger RNA from Thunnus maccoyii (southern bluefin tuna), 1408 nucleotides. Its product is annotated as lipopolysaccharide-induced tumor necrosis factor-alpha factor homolog. The record is from RefSeq and is a predicted model, not a curated record. The coding region runs from base 697 to 1221 and encodes 174 amino acids. Gene Ontology annotation, molecular function: zinc ion binding. The transcript is spliced from 6 exons. NCBI's taxonomy places the organism in Eukaryota, Metazoa, Chordata, Actinopteri, Scombriformes, Scombridae.